CGAUGGUAUACGAUAUCAAGUGGAUCAUACCGAAACUACGGAACCCGUCCCGGUUAUGGAACAUUGCGAGCAGCAUAACCUUCGCGGCGGUGGGCAUUUUUUCGAAAAUCAUCAUAGUAUGAAAUAUAAUUAUACGAUGAUAUAUAAUCGUAUACACAUACAUAUGCAUAUAAUUAAAAGCUAUGAAGCUAUGAAACAAAGGAAAUAAAGCAGUGGAAUCAUUUUUCAAGGAUGUUUGCGAUUACCAUUUCUGCGUAGACUAAAUCCAAUUAAUGUACGCGCCAAAUAUUUCGAAUCAACAUCGAAGUACUCUUGAUUUUGAAGAUUAAAAUGCGACGAUUGAAUCUGAUUUUUUUUUUGACGAAUCUGAUUUUUUGUUAUGUCAGGCAUCUCGUGGCCCGAAACCAAGAAUGGCUGAACAAAACGACGGUGUACAACAAGCACAUUAUCGUGCGCGCCUUAGACCUCCGGCCGAAAAACGUUCCGCUCAUUACCGUGUCGAAUCAUCACAGUUGCUUCGACGAUCCGGGGAUAUGGGCGACCCUGGACAUCCGGCACGGGUUUAAUCGACGUAAGAUAAGAUGGUCGCUCGCCGCCCAGGACAUUUGUUUCACGAAUGUCUGGCAUUCCUACUUUUUCAUGCUCGGCAAGUGCAUACCCGUCGUCAGAGGUGACGGCGUGUAUCAGGAAGCCAUGGACUUCUGCAUCGAAAAGUUGACCAGUGGCGAGUGGGUACACGUCUUCCCCGAAGGAAAAGUCAAUAUGUUUAAGGAAGAGAUGAGGUUGAAAUGGGGCGUGGGUAGAUUAAUAUUAGAAUCGCCCGUCACGCCUAUCGUAAUUCCUAUUUACCAUCUCGGUAUGGAUGACAUACUUCCCAACGAGCCGCCCUAUAUGUUUAGAACGGGAAAGAAAGUUACCAUGAAUUACGGAGAGCCCAUAGAUUUUAGUGGAAUGCUGGCAGAUUUGCGGGCGUCAAAAGCGAGCGAGAUGGAAGCACGGAAAGCGAUAACUGAUCGCAUUCAAGAAGAACUUAUAAGAUAUUUAAACAUUUUCAGAUUGAAGGCAGUAACAGAAAAACUUCAUACAAAAUUAUGACGAAGAUGAUGUUUUUUUUCCGUCAUCCUACUGUCUAGCCUUAUUUGCCAAAAAUAUAAAGAGACAUGAUUGAUUGAGUGAUCAAAAGUGAGUUUGUAUGCACAAUCUGUAUGAAAUCAGUUUCCUUUUUAAAAUUAUAUUCAUAUUGUAAGUAGUAUUUUCCUGACAAUAUCGAUUAUUAGUUAAUGUAAGUAUCAAUUGUAUAAGUCAUUCUGCGACGUUUUCGUCGUCUUUAGUUAUUCCUUUCGUAACUCUCCGAAAGCUUUGAAACAUAUAUAAAGAAUGUAUCCAAAGUUGUGUAUUUGCUUCCAAUUAUACAUCUGAUAAAUAUGAGUUUAAUUAUCCUUUAAUAGAAAGUCUCAAACAACUCAAUUUUUCAUUAUUAAAUAGAUUUAUAUUAAUAAGAGUGAAUUUCUUUCUCUCUCUCUCUCUUUUUUAUUUAUAAUUUUUAUUAGUUUCAUUGAAACUUAAAAUCUUUAAUUUUAAGAUCACAUAUCGCACUCCUAGAAAAAUACUGUCACAACUCAAAAAAUACAAAUUUUUCAUUUGCAAAAUCAAAUUAAAAAAAUGACGAUCUUCUAUCCUGUAGCAAUUGACUUCGCAAACAGACGUGUGAUGUUAUUCCUCCACGAAGGUAUUGUUUCAGGCAUCCUUGUUAUGGGUUUAAUUUGAAAUGCGAAUUUUUUAAAUUGUGAUAUUGUUUUUCUAAAAGUAUGAUAUAACUGAACAUGAAAAUUUUAUUAAUGGGAAGAUUGCAACUUUGUCAAAUGUUUAUAACUAACAAUAAGAAAAUGUGUGUAAACUUGAUACAUGCUGCUAUAUAUUCCUUUGGAGAGUUACAUAUAUAUUUCUUGAAUAUUUUAUCGUCAUUAUAAUAAUUUAUAUAUACAGAGUUAAAUUUCAAACAUAAUAGGCCGAAUAUUUCGAUAACUAAAUAUCGAAAUCCGGUUUUUUUUAGGUUGUAUUAUUUCGAGGUAGACAAAUUUUGAUAAAAAAAAUUUGACUGGAUGGAUGCAUUAAAGCAAAAUAGACCUCGAUAUUUUAUUUAGUUAUCGACAUAUUCGGCCUAUUACAUUUGAAAUUUAGC
Cataglyphis hispanica is the source of this 2182-nucleotide messenger RNA. RefSeq names its product tafazzin (gene Taz). The transcript is spliced from 7 exons. Gene Ontology annotation, molecular function: 1-acylglycerophosphocholine O-acyltransferase activity. Gene Ontology annotation, cellular component: mitochondrial membrane. Bases 331 to 1095 code for a protein of 254 amino acids. Gene Ontology annotation, biological process: cardiolipin acyl-chain remodeling; inner mitochondrial membrane organization. The record is from RefSeq and is a predicted model, not a curated record. NCBI's taxonomy places the organism in Eukaryota, Metazoa, Arthropoda, Insecta, Hymenoptera, Formicidae.